Molecule: messenger RNA, 994 nt
Organism: Arachis ipaensis
Lineage: Eukaryota; Viridiplantae; Streptophyta; Magnoliopsida; Fabales; Fabaceae
Source: RefSeq, a predicted model, not a curated record
AAAAGAAAUUGUGUCCUGAUUGUUAGGAUGAAUGUUGGAGUUGAGUGCGGCAGUGGAAAUUAAAGCAGCAUACAAAAAGGAAGAAGAUGCACAUGAUAUAUGAUAUAUGAUUUAUUAAUAUUAUUAUUGUCCAUUUUCAAAUUAAAUUAUUAAUUAGCUUCUUCAACUAUAUCUAUAUGGAGUAUAUAAAUGGUUCAAUUCGUUUCCAUUACUUUUCUAUCUCCUCAUGACUCUGAUAUAAUUAAUUAAUAUUAAGCAUGUCAUCAAGUAGAAGACUAGUGAGGCAUGUGUUUGAUGUUCCUGAAGAGAUAUGUUACGUGCAAUGUGGAUUGUGUUCAUCCAUUUUAGUGGUGAGUGUGCCAUGCACCAGCAUGUCAAUGGCGGUUCUCAGUGUCAGAUGCGGCCACUGCACAACCGUUCUCUCUGUCAACAUGUUCAAACCUUCCUUUCUUCCUUCUCUAGUAACCCCUUCCAAUCAGCUAAAUAUUGAGGAUGGCAACAAGAUUAGCACUUUGAACACUCAUAAUAAUUAUAAUGAUUGUGAGGAAGCCAAUAAUGAUGUAACUACUCCAUUUACAACUGAUUCUGCUCCCAAUAAACCACCAGAAAAGAAACAGCGAACACCGUCGGCUUAUAACUGUUUCAUCAAAGAAGAGAUUAAGAGGCUUAAAGCUGAAAACCCUGAAAUGGCCCACAAGGAAGCUUUCAGUACUGCUGCAAAAAAUUGGGCCAAUUUCCCCCCAUCUGAGUAUAGAAGAGGAGAUGAUGAAAUUGACCAAGACCGCUCUACCCACACACCCCAACUUGCUAAUAAUAAUAAGGUAAGUUUGAAGGUGGAUAUUACAAUGAAGACUUUAUCAUUGUCUUCAUGUGAAAAUAUUUCCUUUUGACCUUUAGAUGAUGGAUUGGAUGGUUAGAUUUUGAUAUUUAUAAAAGUGCUGUUUUUGUUUAAAGUGUGGCUAAAUAAAUAAAUCACACUUUUAAACAAAGCAUC